CUCAUCACAAAUCGAUUCUGAACCAUCAGAUUUGAAGGACAUAGUCAACAAGUAGAUAAAGACAACUCAUAACAAGGGCAAAGCUAUGCAAUUGUAAUGACAUCCACUGGAUGCCCAAAACAAAUGCUUCAGAACAGUGCCCUUGAACACGCCUGGCCAAUUGGAAUGAACACGAGCUACGAGCUUGCCAAUUGAAUUCAGGAGAUGGAGAAAGAAUCUCAGACAAGAAGAGCCCUGCAAUAUUUUUAUAUGGCCACUGAAAAUGGCUCUGAACAUUAAAAUCUUCCCUAUGAUUUAUUCCGUUCAACCAUUCUUCUUCUCCACUUGGGUUUUCCUUCUCUCUGUGAGACAAACCAGUCUCAAUCUCAGACAAAAAUUUCGAUCUGGAGAGGUUUCAUGGAUGACAGGGCGCAUGUGAUCGAGCAGUUCACUUGCUAACAAGUAAAUGUGAAAAAAAAAAUCAAGUAAAUUGUGAGCAUCACUGGAAACAAAAGCCUCUGAGAGUCAUGGCACCCUAUGAACCUUCAAGCAGCACACGAGCUGUUAGAAUGGACGUGGAGAGUGUCCUGCACAUGAACGGAGGGCUGGGGGAGACUGGCUAUGCUCUAAACUCUUCCCUUCAGAAGAAGACAUUGGAAGUCAUGAAGCACAUCAUAGUGGACUCGGCGGUCAAAACCUGUGUAGCCAAGGCAACGCGAGAGAGGUUCACAAUCGUUGAUCUCGGUUGCUCUUCAGGGACUAAUUCCCUGCUGCUGGUUGGUGAAAUCAUCAGGGCCAUCCACGAGAGGGCUCAGCAAUGGGCAACGCCAGCACCAGAGUUCAUGGUCUUCCUCAACGACCUCCCGACCAAUGACUUCAAUUCCAUCUUUCUGACCCUUCCGGACUUCACUAACAAACUCAAACUCAGCGUUGAGUUGCAAGGAGGGUGCGCUCCAUCUGUGUGCUUGUCCGGACUUCCCGGCUCUUUCUACGGAAGGCUUUUCCCCACCAAUACUCUUGAUUUUGUUUGCUCGUUCUACAGCAUGCACUGGCUUUCACAGGUUCCUGAAGGGCUUGUCGACGGCAGUGGCAUGUCGAUCAACAAGGGAAAGACGUACAUCUGCAGCACCAGCCCCCCUGCGGUUCUUUCAGCUUACUUUAAUCAGUUUCGGAAAGACUUCAGCGUUUUCCUCAAAUCAAGAUCAGCAGAGUUGCAGUUUGGUGGGCGAAUCGGCAUCGCCAUGUUAGGGAGAGAAAGUGAGGAUCACAGUGACAGGAGCACGGCAAUUUUGUGGGAUGUUCUGGAUCAGUCAUUUGCUAUCCUUGCCUCGCAAGAAAUGAUCGAUGAGGAGAAAGUGAACGAGUAUGAUGUUCCAUUUUACGCUCCAUCGAGGAAGGAGAUUGAGAGUGAAGUGCUGAGAGAUGGGUCAUUUACGAUCGAGUCCAUGGAGAAUUAUGAGCUGAAAACGAGCACUGGGGAUCCGAAGGAGGACGCAAGAAUCACGUCGAUGGCCAUUAGAGCCAUCCAGGAAUCCAUGAUUAGCCACCACUUUGGAGAAGAAAUUUUAGACUCGCUGUUCCAGAUUUACAAUGGAUUGCUCGGUGAGGUGAUGGUUAAGGAAGAAAUAACAAGUUCGCACCUGCUAGUAGUGCUGAAAAAAUCAAGUUAAAUGACUGGAACAUCGAUCUUGUCAAACUCUAAGAAUUGUUUAUGUUUAUUAUCAUGAAUUUGAAAGAAUCUCAUCCGUGAAUGUAAGCUAAAA
Molecule: messenger RNA, 1742 nt
Organism: Zingiber officinale
Lineage: Eukaryota; Viridiplantae; Streptophyta; Magnoliopsida; Zingiberales; Zingiberaceae
Product: probable methyltransferase TCM_000336
Exons: 6
Coding region: 507-1649 (380 amino acids)
Biological process (GO): methylation
Molecular function (GO): S-adenosylmethionine-dependent methyltransferase activity
Source: RefSeq, a predicted model, not a curated record